This is a messenger RNA of Alnus glutinosa, 3096 nucleotides long. Its product is annotated as chaperone protein ClpD, chloroplastic. The record is from RefSeq and is a predicted model, not a curated record. The transcript is spliced from 12 exons. Gene Ontology annotation, cellular component: cytoplasm. The coding region runs from base 61 to 2961 and encodes 966 amino acids. Gene Ontology annotation, biological process: cellular response to heat. Gene Ontology annotation, molecular function: ATP hydrolysis activity; ATP binding. Lineage: Eukaryota; Viridiplantae; Streptophyta; Magnoliopsida; Fagales; Betulaceae.
UUGCUCUUGCUUUUGUCUCCUCUAUUCUUCUGAACAUCUGUGAUCCUAAGAAGAAGAAGAAUGCAAGUGUCUUCAAUAUGCUCGCCACUGAGAUCCUUCACCCGUACCCGUCAUCAUUUCUCCCUCCCGCUUCAAUUUUCUCAUCAUCAUCAUCAUUAUUCUUCUUCCAAUGUAAAUAGAGUCAGUAUUAGUGGUGUUCUCGAGUCUCAUGCCCAUGGGCACCUCAAGGUCCUUCCGGUCUGCUUCUCAUUUCGCUCUCUGCCUUCCUCUGCUCUUAGUAAUAUUACUAGUGCUAAUACUAGUACUCGGAGGGGAAGAAGGCGUUUUUCCGUGGUCUCAGCGGGUGCUGGGGGCUUGGAGCGAUUCACGGAACGAGCAAUUAAGGCCGUAAUCUAUUCCCAAAGAGAAGCAAAAGCACUUGGCAAGGAUAUGGUAUUUCCCCAGCAUCUCUUGCUGGGUUUAAUCGCCGAGGAUGAGGAGCAUCACUACCAUUCUCUUCACGAAGGCUUUCUCGGAUCGGGCAUCAGCCUCCACAAGGCACGUGAUACUGUUCUCACCAUUUGGCGUCAUCACCAUCAUGUAAAUGUUCCUACUAAUACCACCAGUAGUAGUAAUAGUGCUGCUGUCCCCUUUUCCAUUAGCACAAAGCGCGUCUUUGAGGCUGCGCUCCACUACUCCAGGACCAUGUCUCAUCAUUUCAUUGCCCCAGAGCACAUCUCCAUAGCACUUUUCACCCUUGAUGAAGGCAGUGCCGCUCGAGUCCUCAUGAGAUUGGGGGCAAAUGUCAAUCAGUUGGCAGCUGUGGCACUCUCCAGACUUCAGGGGGAGCUUGCCAAAGAUGCUAGAGACUCCUCUUUGGCAUUUAAAGGAAUACGUAAAAAAUCAUUUUCUAGAAAAUCCACUGCGGCUACGAGAUCCUCUGAAAAGCAUAAAGAGAGAAGUGCUUUAGAAAAGUUCUGUGUGGAUCUUACUGCCCGUGCUAGUGGAGGGCUCAUUGAUCCUGUUAUUGGCAGAGAAACUGAAUUUCAAAGAGUUAUUCAGAUACUUUGCCGCAGAACCAAAAAUAACCCCAUUCUUCUUGGUGAAAGUGGUGUUGGAAAAACAGCCAUUGCUGAAGGACUGGCAAUUAGCAUUGCACAUGCAGAUGUUCCCUUUUUUCUCUUGACAAAACGCUUAAUGUCCUUGGAUAUAGCACUAUUAAUGGCUGGUGCCAAGGAGAGGGGAGAAUUAGAGGCUCGUGUUACUACAUUAAUCAACGAAGUACUGAAAGCAGGUGAUGUCAUUCUUUUUAUUGAUGAAGUUCACAUACUUGUUGAGUAUGGAACAGUUGGACGAGGAAAUAAGGGGUCUGGUCUUGACAUUGCUAAUCUAUUGAAACCGUCACUGGGGAAGGGUCAAUUACAGUGCAUUGCAUCCACAACUAUAGAUGAAUACAGGAUGCACUUUGAGAAGGAUAAAGCAUUAGCGAGAAGAUUCCAGCCUGUGUGGAUUGGUGAGCCUAGCCAGGAUGAUGCAGUGAGAAUAUUGUUGGGUCUGCGUGAAAAAUAUGAGGCUUAUCACAACUGCAGAUUUACACUGGAAGCCAUAAAUGCAGCUGUGCAUCUGUCAGCCAAAUAUAUAUCUGAUAGGUAUCUUCCUGAUAAAGCUAUUGAUCUCAUUGAUGAGGCUGGAAGUAGAGCUUGUAUUGAAGCCUUCAAGAGGAAGAAAGAACAGCAAACACGUAUACUUUCGAAGUCCCCAGAUGAUUACUGGCAAGAAAUUAGAACUGUUAAGGCUAUGCAUGAAGUGGUCCUGGCAAGUAAGGAAGAUGAUGGUGGUUCUAGCAUGGAUGAUACUAUUGAACUCAUUACCAAAUUCACUUUGCCUUCCACAUUAGAUGACGAUGAACCUAUGGUGGUAGGACCGGAUGAUAUAGCAGCAGUUGUUUCACUGUGGUCCGGGAUUCAAGUUCUGCAGCUUACUGCUGACGAAAGAAUGCUUUUGGUUGGUCUUGAUGAGAAACUUAGGAGACAAGUUGUUGGUCAAGAUGAGGCUGUUGCCGCUAUUUCUCGAGCUCUUAAGAGAUUCCAAGUUGGCCUGAAAGAUCCCAACAGACCAAUGGCAGUGUUGCUCUUUUGUGGCCCAACUGGGGUUGGCAAAACUGGAUUAACAAAAGCUUUGGCAACAUGCUAUUUUGGAUCAGAAGCAGCCAUGAUAAGAUUGGAUAUGAGUGAAUAUAUGGAGCGGCAUUCAGUGAGCAAAUUAAUAGGCUCACCCCCAGGUUAUGUUGGCUAUGGAGAGGGAGGCACUCUUACAGAAGCUAUUAGAAGACGACCUUUCACAGUGGUAUUGCUUGAUGAAAUAGAGAAAGCCCAUCCAGAUAUACUAAACAUUCUCCUCCAAUUGCUUGAAGAUGGCCACCUUACUGAUUCUCAGGGACGAAGAGUAUCAUUUAAGAAUGCAUUGGUGGUGAUGACUUCGAAUGUAGGUUCUAUUGCCAUUGCUAAAGGUAGACAGAGCUCCCUUGGUUUCUUGACUGCUGAUGAUAAGUCAACUUCAUAUGUUGGAAUGAAAGCAAUGAUAAUGGAAGAACUCAAGGCAUAUUUUUGUCCGGAGUUGCUCAACAGGAUAGAUGAAGUAGUUGUGUUUCGUCCCCUUGAAAAGGCUCAGAUGCUCGAAAUUUUUAAUCUGAUGCUGCAAGAGGUGAAGCAAAGGCUCGUGUCUCUUGGAAUUUGUUUAGAGGUAUCUGAAUCAGUUAAGAAUCUCGCGUGCCAGCCAGGCUAUGACAAGAUGUAUGGUGCCCGGUCUCUGAGGAGAGCUGUUAAUUUAAUAAUUGAGGAUGUCUUGAGUGAAGCCAUCCUUUCUGGAGAUUGCAAGCCUGGUGAUACUGCAGUCAUUGAUUUGGAUACUUCUGGAAAUCCAUUUGUAUUAAAUCUAUCAGAUAGGAGUCCCCAACUGUCUGAUUCAGCAUCCAUCUCGUAAUUAUUCAUGAUGUAAUUCUAUAGGCAUACAGGUGUAAGCGUUGUUUGUAGUUUUGGUGAUAUUGAUGCAGGUGUAAAUCAAUAAAAUGAUUAAUUAUUGGCUAAGAAAGAUAAUGAUUUGACUUUGUUGCUGUUA